This is a messenger RNA of Suillus subalutaceus, 1342 nucleotides long. RefSeq lists its product as uncharacterized. Gene Ontology annotation, molecular function: chromatin binding. The transcript has 7 exons. The record is from RefSeq and is a predicted model, not a curated record. Bases 121 to 1167 code for a protein of 348 amino acids. Lineage: Eukaryota; Fungi; Basidiomycota; Agaricomycetes; Boletales; Suillaceae.
UCUUUGUGCCACAGACGCGUUUCUUCAGGUUUCUUCGCGUCUUACAGAUUGAACUUUGACAACGUCAAGAGACGUCGAGUGCUGAAAGUUAAUCUGUCGUCUCUAACUUCACUUCCCAACAUGCCUCGGCGUAAGAAGAAGUCACUUUUUACGCAUAAGAAGAAAGUGACGAAGGUGACAAGGCGUGCAACCGACUCACCCACCCAUAGCGAAUGGGAAACGAUGCCAGAUUUUGCCUCGUUUGUAGUCGCUGAUGAAGAGGGGAACCCGCAUAAAUUCUCUACUCAAGAAACCGCAUUUAUUCUACCGUAUGGGGUGCUUCCGGGCAAAUUGCACCAUCCAACUGCAUAUUGGAUUGGUAAAAUCAAACAAAUUAGGGCAAAAAACGAUGAAGAUGUAUGGGCUCGCGUACAGUGGUUCUGGUCGCCUCAGGAAGUCAACUCUGUAAUCAAGUCCUUUGAUGUCAGUGACUGCGGCCAAUAUGAACGGAUCAUGUCAGAUUACCAUGAUUAUGUAUCCACGCAAAGUUUCUGUGAUCAUGCAACUGUCAUGAGAUAUGAUGAACGCGCUGUCGACCAAGAGGUGUUCGACUCCGAUGAUUUCUACUGUCGAUUCGACUUGGAAUACCUCGCUCGGAAAAUCCACCCAAAUGUUACGCGUACUGCUUGUUACUGCGGUGUAUCUUACAAUCCCGAUCGAGACCCAGUAAUGCAUUUCUGUCCGCGUCCAGCUUGCCGCGCAGCCUUCCAUCAAGAAUGUCUGGACAGGCCAACACAAAAAUUAAAUGCAGUUGCUAGGGCCCGAAAGUUUAUCGAAAGUUGGCCCGAUACAGAUGAAAAGUUAACUAUCGAAGACUUAGUCGACUCACGAUCAUGCCGUAAAAGGAGAAAGGGACCUGAAUCCUCGAUCUCAGAUCCCCUUGAGCAAUUUCCAGAAGAGCUUGUCAAGGCGGCUCAGCAACAGAUUGUAAAAGGUGUGCAAGCCGGGGGUGUCGUUGGGAAUGUGAAAUCGGUGGUGGCGGCCCGCCAACUGAUUUACCGCAGCUUGCUUGAUGGUUCUCCUUUACCUACUGACUGGGAGGAUAAGGUGGACGUUGAAGCAGCUAUUCCCCCGAAGAGGAAGAGCUCUCCUGUAUUUGUGUGCCCCCAGUGUCAGAGUCUCAUUUGAUAUCAAGGACAAUGUUACGGAGGGUUCUCGCAUUGAUAUCCUACUCACCCUGCCCAAUUACCGAUACCUUUUCAUUCCACACCUUAAUCUAGACAACUACCCUUGUAGCAUAUUCACACCUACACAGUACUAUACUCUGUAUAAAUACAUAGCCAGACCUAGACCGUCAAUUUCA